GUAGUUGGGCUGCCUGGGGUGCUGUGGCGGGAAGAAAACAAGGCCUCUGCUAAGUUUCUCCAAGGCCAUAAAUCUGCUCCUCCACACAUGCAGGGAAGCACGAAGAGAAUGGGCGUCAUGACCGACGUCCAUCGACGCUUCCUGCAGCUGCUCAUGACUCACGGUGUGCUGGAAGAGUGGGACGUCAGGCGCUUGCAGAAGCACUGCUACAGGGUCCAUGACAGCAGUGCCACCGUCGAGAAGCUGGAGGACUUCAUCAACAACAUCAACAGUGUCUUGGAGUCCUUGUAUAUUGAGAUCAAGAAAGGAGUCACUGAAGAUGACGGGAGACCCAUUUAUGCCCUGGUCAAUCUUGCUACAACUUCGAUUUCAAAAAUGGCCACAGAUUUUGCAGAGAAUGAACUCGAUCUGUUUAGGAAGGCUCUGGAGCUGAUUAUUGACUCGGAAACUGGUUUUGCAUCUUCUACAAACAUCUUGAACCUGGUUGAUCAACUGAAAGGCAAGAAGAUGAGGAAGAAGGAGGCGGAGCACGUGCUGCAGAAGUUUGUGCAGAGCAAGUGGCUGAUCGAGAAAGAAGGGGAGUUCACGCUGCACGGCCGGGCCAUCCUGGAGAUGGAGCAGUACAUCCGGGAGACGUACCCCGACRCCGUGAAGGUCUGCGACAUCUGCCACGGCCUCCUCAUCCAGGGUCAGAGCUGUGAGACCUGUGGCAUCAGGAUGCACCUGCCUUGCGUGGCCAAGUAUUUCCAGUCGAUCUCUGAACCGCACUGUCCCCACUGUAAUGACUACUGGCCCCAUGAGAUUCCAGAGGUCUUCAACCCUGAGAAGGAGAGGGAAGCUGGCGUCUCCAAGUCCAACAAAAAGUCCCUGCGGUCCAGGCAGCAUUAGCUGGCACGUCCUGCUGGAGGUCCCUUCAAGGCYCGGGUCCAUGGAGGGCAUCAGCGUUUCCCCGGCUUCUCUGUUUUUUAUGUUUGUUGGUGACAGGUUUGGAAUAAAAUUGUUCCCAGGA
Urocitellus parryii (Arctic ground squirrel) is the source of this 1009-nucleotide messenger RNA. Lineage: Eukaryota; Metazoa; Chordata; Mammalia; Rodentia; Sciuridae. The record is from RefSeq and is a predicted model, not a curated record.